Helianthus annuus (common sunflower) is the source of this 432-nucleotide messenger RNA. Its product is annotated as 39S ribosomal protein L41-B, mitochondrial. The transcript has 4 exons. Bases 90 to 383 code for a protein of 97 amino acids. The record is from RefSeq and is a predicted model, not a curated record. Gene Ontology annotation, cellular component: mitochondrial large ribosomal subunit. Gene Ontology annotation, biological process: translation. Gene Ontology annotation, molecular function: structural constituent of ribosome. NCBI's taxonomy places the organism in Eukaryota, Viridiplantae, Streptophyta, Magnoliopsida, Asterales, Asteraceae.
CAAUAAUUCUGGUUUAAAUCUGGUAUCAAAAACCCUAGUAAAUCAUAUCAUAUCCUUGAUGCAAUUGAAACACUUACUGUGAAGCAAAAAUGGGUCUGGGAUUAAUACUUGGCAUAGGGAGGGCAUAUAGACGAAAGCGAACAUCAUCACUUACUAUUCUCACUUCUAAGACUGGACCUCGUGAUUAUUACAAGGGUAAAAAUUGUAAAUCGACCGGUUUUCACACGCGCAAAGGUGGUUAUGUUGUGGUGCAACAGAAAUUGCCAAACUAUGUUGUUCCAUAUUUGACUGAUUUUAAGUUGAAACCUUAUGUUUCCCAGUGUGCUACUAAUGCCAAUACAACUGAUCAUGCUGGUGCUAGCAAGUCAAUAAGUUGUUCUUAAGUGUUCUAAUAAAAAGUUCAACAUUUUAGGGUUUUUUUUUUUUUUUUUU